This is a messenger RNA of Nelumbo nucifera (sacred lotus), 1779 nucleotides long. Its product is annotated as putative vacuolar membrane protein YML018C. Lineage: Eukaryota; Viridiplantae; Streptophyta; Magnoliopsida; Proteales; Nelumbonaceae. Gene Ontology annotation, cellular component: membrane. The record is from RefSeq and is a predicted model, not a curated record.
UAGAACGUUGGUGUUGGCGACUUGUCAAUUAACUUCUACUCUGCUGCUGUGAAGGACGACGAGAGAUUUCACGCGUGUUCGGCAGCUGAAAUCAAUUUUACGGUUUCUUCCAAUUCGUCCACCUUUGUGCACCGAAAAUGAGAAGGAAGACAAAGAAACGGAGUUCAGUUUGUUUGGAGAACAGACGAUUUUUUUUUCUUGGAGCAGAGGAUGGAGAACCUAGAAUUUUCACAUCUUAAAGUAAUUUAAUUUAGUUUUUUCGAAUUUUUCUGUGCUUUUUGGGUUGAAUUCAGUAAUGGGUUGGAGGUACAGAGCUGGUUUAUGCUUAAUUGGUGUCGUCGUUUUCAUUUGGGUUACUUGUUUAGAGAUUACACAGAGAAUAUUUACAGAGUAUAAACAACCAUUUGCAAUCACUUAUUUGGGGGUAUCUCUUAUGGUGAUUUAUCUACCAAUUUCGUUUCUGAGUAACUGGAUAUGGAACUUCAUAAGAACCAAUUCAUUUAAGAAACUUCUAGAUGCAAACACAAUGAUGGCCUCCUCGAUGGGUCUGAAUACCCCACUUAGAAUUAAUGAAAUGCAUGAUGGUUUCGAAACAGAGAUGAGAAACUGCUUGAUUGGGGACAUGUAUCUUAGUGAACAGGAAGAAGGUUGGCCUUUGAUUGACAAGAGCAAUGAAGAUGAAUUUGAUUUUCUAAGACAUGAUUGUGAACAAAGCUCAUGGAGAAUGGCGAAGAGCAUCUUUUGUCUUGCUGUUAUAUGGUUUACUACAGAGUAUUUAUCGAAUGCUGCGCUGGCGAACACAAGUGUUGCAAGUACUACCGUCCUAACUUCUACAUCUGGACUUUUUACACUUUUCUUUGGGGCAUAUCUUGGUCAGGACUCCUUAAGUAUAGCAAAGAUUGUUGCAGUAUUUGUUAGCAUUUCUGGUGUUGCCAUGACCACAAUAGGAAAAACUUGGGCAAUCGAUGAGCCACAGAACAUCUCUGAAGGUGCAAAACACUCCAUUGCAGGGGACAUCUAUGGUCUUCUUGCAGCAGUAACAUAUGGCCUCUUCACUGUGCUACUUAAGAGAUGUGCUGGAUCAGAAGGAGAAAAGAUUGAUGUGCAAAGGUUCUUUGGAUAUAUUGGAUUGUUCACCCUUCUUGGCCUUUGGUGGCUUGUUUGGCCAUUGAUGGCUGUGGGAAUUGAACCCAAGUUCAGAUUUCCACACUCGGCAUCCAUUGAAGAAAUUGUAUUGCUAAAUAGCUUAGUAGGAAGCGUUCUUUCAGAUUAUUUUUGGGCCCUGUCUGUGGUCUGGACGACUCCAUUUGUUGCAAGCUUGAGCAUGUCCCUUACCAUACCUCUGGCAAUGGUUGCAGACAUGGUCAUCCAUGGGCGCCAGUACUCUGCCUUGUACAUAUUUGGAUCAAUUCAGGUUUUUGCAGGUUUUGUUAUGGCUAACCUCUCAGACAAGUGCUCAUGCACACUGUAGGCUUGUAGAUUCUCCGGUUGAAAUCAAGUCGGAAAGCUCAGAACUUUCAAGAGUAACCAUGCUAUUCCAAGUGGAUACGAUACUGUAUUAGUGAUUUAGUUAUGAUGUAUGAAGGCUAAUCAAUGCAUAACCAAGCUAAUAUACGAAUAGCUUAGGGGGUUUACUUACUAAUAUCAAUAUCUUACAGUCUUGUCCUUUUGUAGUUUCCCAAUCAUGAAAAAUAACUGCUGGGAGUUUGGUUCACAUCCUGAACUCUAAGAGUUGAUUAUAAAAAUUAUAUAAAUGGAUGGAUGUAUUUCUUGAAAGCC